GAAGUUUUUUGACACGCGAUGAGCAAUUUAAAACAGGAUUUGGACGAAUAUCUGCUGCUGCAGAGCGAUCAGAAGAAGAAUUUCAAUGUAAAGAUGCCACAGCUGAAGGUGCCCAGCCUGGGGGGCAUCUUUUCGCGCCAGACAGAGCCCCAGGAGGCCAACAGUUGGCUGAAGGACACACAGGACUCGUGCUGCCCCAAGCUUUCCCGCCUGCAGCGUAUUGUUGGCUUCGUGGCGUGUCUGGGUAUGGGAGGACUCUGCAUGACGCUCUCCACCUUCUACAUUCCCGUGCUGAUCCUCAAAGCGCGGAAAUUUGCCCUGCUUUACACAUUAGGCAGUCUCUUUUUUAUCAUGGCCUUCUGCUUUCUCUCUGGGUUUGGGGCCUUCCUCAAGCAGAUGUUCUCCAAGCCGCGGCUGCUCUCAUCGAUCUCCUACAGCUCCUGCCUGGUGCUGACCCUCUACUGCGCUCUGGUGGCCAAAAGUACAGCCUUUACAGUGCUCUUUGCCGUAGCCCAGAUCAUUGCCUUGCUAUUCAUGGUCCUGGGCAUGGUGCCGGGUGGAGCCACUGGCUUGAAAUUCUUUGGACAGCUCUUCAAGAGCAGCGUCUCCGCCUCAACCAGUGCUUUGCCGGUGUGAAACGGUGGCAGAGCCCGCGCGCACACAACGAAAUAAUUUAUUUAGCCCUACGAUAAAUCCAAAACAAAACUUAUUUGUGAUACAAUUAAAACAAAAGAAUCGACA
Messenger RNA from Drosophila persimilis, 741 nucleotides. RefSeq names its product protein transport protein SFT2. Lineage: Eukaryota; Metazoa; Arthropoda; Insecta; Diptera; Drosophilidae. Bases 19 to 636 code for a protein of 205 amino acids. The transcript is spliced from 2 exons. Gene Ontology annotation, cellular component: membrane. The record is from RefSeq and is a predicted model, not a curated record. Gene Ontology annotation, biological process: vesicle-mediated transport.